Molecule: messenger RNA, 1141 nt
Organism: Owenia fusiformis
Lineage: Eukaryota; Metazoa; Annelida; Polychaeta; Sabellida; Oweniidae
Source: the annotation of a GenBank genome assembly
AUGUUUCCCUGUGAAUCCUGUGACGUGAGCUUCUCACAUUCAAGUAGCCUGAGCAGGCAUAGGCGGGUCCACCAAAGGACAGUCAAGUUGUUUAUAUGUGAUGUAUGCAAUAGACGUUUCACAAGGAAAGAAGAUCUCUUUAACCACAGGCUCAGGCUUCAUAAGUUGUCAAGAGAACAUCAGUAUGGUUUUGAAGUUGUCCCAAGCAAGUACUACGUAGAACCGUUGAAGAGAAGGUCCGAGGAGGAGGAGGAGGAGGAGAGUGUAAAAAGGAGGAAAGUAGAAGAUGAGAGAACGAAGGAGAGAGAAGAAGCAGGAAGUGGGAGACGUAAAGAGAUGGAGUUCAAGGAAAGAUGCAACAAGUUCGAUGAGGAGAUGCGAGGAUUGGAGCAGAAGUUGGCUGAGGGAGUGAGGGAGCAUGAGCAGAAGUGUAAGGAGCAGGUGAAGAGGGUUGAUGCGGAGAGAAAGCGAAGGAGGAUGGAAGUGGAAAACAAGAAGGUGGUGGAACAAAGACUGAUACAGGCGGAAGAGGAUUUGGGAGAGGAGCCAGGGGUGUCGAUAGAUUUGGUUGGAUUGCCUGUUUAUUCAGAAUCGCCAACACUAGUUCGUCUAAAGAGAAACCCAAGGCAAGAAAGCAACUUGCAGAGAAUGAUUAGACGAACGAAGGAGACUGAGAAAAGAGAGGAGAGGAAACGGGAGACGAUGAGGAAGGAGUUGAGAGAAGAGUGGGAGAAAGAGCAGAAAGCGAAGGAGAGUGUAGAAGCGAAGGAGAGUGUAGAAGUGGAGGAUGAUGAUGGUGAAUGUGGCGAUAGAGGUGAUGGUUCUGGUGACGAUGAAUGCAGGGAUGGACAGGGUGAUGGCAGUGAGAGCAGUGGUAGUAGUAGUGACAGUGAUGGUAGUAGUGGGGACAGUGAUGGUAUUAGUGGGGACAAUGAUGGUAGUAGUGGGGACAGUGAUGGUAGUAGUGGGGACAGUGAUAGUAGUAGCGGUGAAAGUGAUGGUAAUAGCGGUAGUGAUGAGGACAGUUGUAGUGUAGGGAAUGUUGUAGACAGCAAUUUGAACACUAAGGACGUUGCCUGUCAGGCAAGACUACAAUGGGAUAGACCAGAGACCUCUAAUAGAAAUUGUAUUAUAUUGUAAU